GUCAGUCAGAUGGCGUGCUCGUGACGCAACGGUUGCCACCCUCCUCACCGCACACCACCACCACCUUCCCCCCCCCCCCCACACCACCAACCACUCAUGCGUUCCUUGGUAGCCUCCCUGCAAUUGGCGGAAAACUCCAGACGUCUACUCGCUGAUUGGGUAGUCGGCCGCGGGGUCAUGAGAGGCGGGCGCCGAUUGGCGGAGCCGGCUGGCGCCGCACGCGGCGCAGACGCUGCUUGUUGUUGUUGUGAAAGGAGGCGGCGGAGCGGUCGGAGUCGGUCGGAGUGAGGAGCCGGUCGGCGGGCACUCAGGUCCCACUCCAGUAUGUCUUUGAAUCCUCCCACCAGCAAUGAUGCAUGCCUGAGCAUCGUGCAUAGCCUGAUGUGCCAUCGGCAGGGUGGGGAGAACGAGAGCUUUGCCAAGCGUGCCAUUGAGAGUUUAGUGAAGAAGCUCAAAGAGAAGAAAGAUGAAUUGGACUCGCUGAUUACAGCCAUUACAACAAAUGGGGCACAUCCCAGCAAAUGUGUUACAAUCCAGCGGACCCUAGACGGCCGGUUGCAGGUCGCUGGAAGGAAAGGCUUUCCGCACGUGAUCUACGCACGCCUCUGGCGAUGGCCAGACUUGCACAAGAAUGAGCUGAAGCAUGCCAAGUUCUGUCAGUUUGCCUUUGACUUGAAGUAUGAUAGCGUUUGUGUCAACCCAUACCAUUAUGAGAGGGUUGUGUCACCCGGGAUUGGUCUCAGCCUCCAGAAUACAGCUCCACCCAGCCGGUUGGUGAAGGAUGAAUUUGUCCACGAAUGUGUGCAGCUGGACGGACCGCAGGUCAUACCACACCCUGAAGAACACGGGCUUCAGUCAGUCAAACAUCCACCGAGCACACUGCCACCAUCUGAAACGUACGCCCAGCCUCUCCCACCCCCAAUACUUCCCCUACCAGAGACGUCCAGAUCAACUGUGCACAGCUAUCCAAACAUUCCCAUGUCUCCUCCUCCAGCCAACAGUUCCCUCAUAUCCAUGAAUCACAGUGAGGGCCUGUUACAGAUUGCUCCACCACUACAGCAGAUGGCACCUCCCCCGACGCCCCCUCCAACUGCUCCCCCUCAUCCAUCUCAGCAGAACGGAUACCCCUCACUGAAACAGCCAUACCACAGUACAACGGCAACAUGGACAGGCAGCAGCACGGCUGCCUAUACCCCGAAUAUCGGGCCCCAGCAGAAUGGGCAUGGACAGCACCAGCCAUCACUCCAUCACCCAAGCCAUUACUGUCAGACGUCACAGUCGGCUGUGAUGCCGUUCCUCCUGCGGCACGCUGCCUCAACCGCACAGCCGCAUACGGCGCAUAAUGGGUCUUCCCAUCACAAUGGGGCAUCCUACCAGCAGCCCAUAUCCAACCAUCCAGGCCCUGAGUUCUGGUGUUCGAUCACAUACUUUGAGAUGGAUGUGCAGGUGGGGGAGAUGUUCAAGGUUCCCUCCAGCUGCCCGGUGGUGACGGUUGACGGCUACGUGGACCCAUCGGGAGGAGAUCGCUUCUGCCUUGGUCAGCUAUCAAAUGUACAUAGGACUGACGCCAGUGAGAAGGCCAGGUUACACAUCGGCAAAGGCAUCCAGCUGGAGUGUCGGGGUGAGGGUGACGUUUGGAUGCGAUGUCUGAGCGACCACGCUGUGUUUGUGCAAAGCUACUAUCUGGAUCGAGAGGCAGGCCGGGCACCCGGAGACGCCGUACAUAAAAUCUACCCAGGAGCAUACAUCAAGGUGUUUGACUUGCGCCAGUGUCACCGGCAGAUGCAGCAACAAGCGGCCACAGCACAGGCAGCGGCAGCAGCACAGGCGGCAGCCGUGGCUGGCAACAUUCCGGGGCCCGGAUCCGUGGGAGGCAUCGCCCCUGCUGUCAGUCUCUCGGCGGCCGCGGGGAUCGGCGUCGACGACCUGAGGCGUCUCUGCAUCCUCCGGCUGAGCUUCGUCAAGGGCUGGGGCCCAGACUACCCACGGCAGAGCAUCAAGCACACACCCUGCUGGAUCGAGGUGCACCUCCACCGGGCACUGCAGCUCCUGGAUGAGGUGCUGCACACCAUGCCCGUCACCGACCCAGGAUCCGUCAACUGACGUCAGCCACCCACCCCUCCCGGUCCCCAGCCAGUCGUUGCAGGACUCUGCAAACUGCCCAGUCUGAAGCCAGAUGGAGCUUCUGCAGUCUGAUGCAAUAUAACUUUAUUUUUAUAUGUUUUACCUUAUUUCUUAUUUACUGUGUCACGUAAAGAACUCACACUACAACCGUGAACUGAGGGGACUCCCUUCGCUAAAUCCUGCAAGGUGUAUUUAUUUGGGCAUUCUGACUUGAACUCAGUAAAAUAUCAUUCAAUUAAUUUUGCAGUUGGACACUGGAUCAGGAAUUUUCCCUCCCAUUGGAUCUCCUGUGUAACCGGUUUAUCAGGACAAGAAUCAUCAAACUUACUAGAUUUCCACUGGGGUAAUAGAUUUCCUGUGAUUUUUUUAAAAUAUAUAUUAUUUUGCCCUUAGUUCUGUUGAAGGGGAUCUUUAAGCCCUCUUGAUUCUUUUAUUAGAUGUCACUUUAAUUGUGCGACUUUUCCUGAACUUGAGGAGAAACUUCUGACAUCUGUUUUAAAAAUAUCCAAUCAAAUAAUAACAUAGUCCGUUAUCCUUG
This is a messenger RNA of Pristis pectinata (smalltooth sawfish), 2662 nucleotides long. RefSeq names its product SMAD family member 10a (gene smad10a). NCBI's taxonomy places the organism in Eukaryota, Metazoa, Chordata, Chondrichthyes, Rhinopristiformes, Pristidae. The coding region runs from base 325 to 2103 and encodes 592 amino acids. The transcript is spliced from 13 exons. The record is from RefSeq and is a predicted model, not a curated record. Gene Ontology annotation, cellular component: heteromeric SMAD protein complex. Gene Ontology annotation, biological process: regulation of transcription by RNA polymerase II; cell differentiation; transforming growth factor beta receptor signaling pathway. Gene Ontology annotation, molecular function: DNA-binding transcription factor activity, RNA polymerase II-specific; RNA polymerase II cis-regulatory region sequence-specific DNA binding; I-SMAD binding.